UCUACGAUGACUACUGGAAAACCGCCAAUUUCGUUCUGCAACAGUAUAAAGGAGAAGUAGCCGGAAUACAACGAUAUUUCGAUGAGAAUAACAUCACCAAUGAGACCUACAAUGCCGACCCUUGGCAGAUCGCUACGGUCCUCAACGCUAUAGGGGAUCUCCUCGACAUUGUAGGCCUAUUCCGUCACUCAAUGUGCACCGCUCUGGUGAAGGUCGCGCCAGAUUUUACUGAUCUCCGCCUCGGCCACUCCGCUUGGUUCACUUACGCUGCUACGAACAGAAUUUACAAGCACUACCAUAUGCAUUUCGAACAGAACAAGGCCGAGGUGCACCACAGAAUCAAUUUCGUGGCGCGCGAAAUGUCUCACCAGGUCAUGAGUUUCUCUUCCUAUGCGGGCUCCCAAAUGUCACUGGAUGAUUUCUAUCUGAUGAGUUCUGGUUUGGCCAUGAUACAGACAACGCUGUGGGUCCUCGACAAAGACACCCACAUGAAAAUCAAUCCUGAGGCCCUCCUAGCGUGGCAAAGAGUAAGGAUAGCCAAUCACUUGGCAACCGAUGGAGCAUCGUGGUUCGAGUUAUACAAACCUCAUAAUAGCGGUACAUACAAUAACCAGUACAUGGUCAUUGACUUUAAUAAGUUCACACCUGGCCAACCGCUGAACGACGAUCUUCUUUGGGUUAUCGAGUCGAUCCCAGGUCUCACAGUCGGGGAGGAUCUUACCAGGGCUCUACGCUGGGGCUAUUGGGCAUCGUAUAAUUCCCCUUAUUUCCCUGAAGUCCGUCGCGCCGCUGGUUACGACGAAGCAUAUAAUAAAACGCACAACCCAUCGUUCACGUACGACCUCGCAGCUAGAGGGGAAAUCUUCCGACGAGACAGCCACUUGGCCUCGGUGACAUCAGAGGUGAUGGACUUAGCAGAGCUCAUCCGGAGUAACCGGUAUGAGAUCGAUCCUCUCUCAAAGCAUGACCCCACGCUAGCUCUCUGUGCUCGAGGAGACCUACCUGAUGACAACCCACUAGCCAACGGUUGUUAUGAUACCAAGGCCACCAACUACACCUGGGGAUAUCAGCACAUGCGUAGUGUUGUUCAAGCUGGCCCGACUAUGUACACGUUCACUAGUCGGACUCGCUAA
Molecule: messenger RNA, 1133 nt
Organism: Perkinsus marinus ATCC 50983
Lineage: Eukaryota; Perkinsozoa; Perkinsida; Perkinsidae
Exons: 11
Biological process (GO): phospholipid catabolic process
Cellular component (GO): extracellular region
Molecular function (GO): glycerophospholipase activity
Source: RefSeq, a predicted model, not a curated record